AAAUGACUGGGAUAAUUCCAGAUAGCGUAUGCACACGACAUUCGGUAUUUUUUCACUCGUUGCCCGGAAUGUUCAAAUUCAUAAAUGUACAUAUGUACAAGUUCCGUUCUUUAAAAAUUUUAAUUUUGAUCACAAGAGAUGUAUAGUUUGAAGCGCGCUAUGUUUUCUCAAUUUUUUGGGUUUAUGUGUUUUUGGAUAAUUCUUCAGCAAGUCGCAGUUAUAUUAGCCAAUGACAAUAUAUCGGAUUAUAUAAGGAAAUGUUGCAUAACUGGUUUGCGCCAUGCGCGAACAACUGCCUCCUGCACAAAUGUCGAUGUAUCCCCAACAAUCAUCCCAAAACUAUGGCUGGGACUAUGUCAUUCAACGCUCGAAGUCUGCUGUUCCCAGGAACUGGACCGUCAAAAUUGCGAACUGGGUCGGCUGGCUGCCCUGGAAGGUACUCGCUGCAGCAGUAAAGAAAAUGGGACUUCUAGUUCUUAUGCAACCUGUUGUCGGUCCUGUCAAAUUGGAUUGGCAGUAAAGGCCAGUAAGGUUAACUGCAAAGAUCCAUUAUUUUCAUUUUUUUCCUCAAUUGAAUCAUAUCGGGCCUGUUGCUAUGAAACUGCAGAUUUUAAGUUAGGUUCUGAUACAUUUCAAACUAAUGAAAUGUCUACUAGUGAUGAGGCACGGAACCCAUUAGAGUCUCAAUAUGAUGUCAACGGUACCAUUGUUUUAUCUGAAGACGAUGACAUUUGUGGAAAAAUUGAAAACCUUUGCGAACACAUUUGCGAAAACACAUUUGAUGCGUAUCAGUGUAAGUGCCACACCGGCUUUACUUUGGAUAACAACAACGUUACUUGCUCACCGAUAAAGACUCACAUUUGUCCAAGCGGCUUUAAUUUAAAUAAAUUGGAAAACAAAUGUAUUGACAUUGACGAAUGCAGGGAGGACCUUCAUGAGUGCAAAAUAAACCAAUACUGUCACAAUACGAAUGGUGGCUACCACUGCUUAAAUGUGAAAUCAAAAGAAUGUCCAUCGGGAUAUCACUAUGAAAGUGAAUAUGAUGAGUGUAAAGAGGAUAGUGAAUGCAAAAAUGAUAGCUCUAAAUGCCCAUUUGUUAAAACUCAAUCAUGUGAAAAUGGAUUUAGCUUGAAAAACGGAAGCUGUACUGAUAUUGACGAAUGUGCGCACACUUUAUCGAACGACUGCGAUAAUAACAAUCAUCAGGAGUGCAUUAACACUGUGGGGAGCUAUUUUUGCCAAUGCCAGACUGGAUUCAACAUGGAUGGUAGUCUAAAUAAGUGUGUUGAUAUCAAUGAAUGUUCUAUCAAUAACCACAACUGCCUGCCAACUCAGAGAUGUGAUAACACUAUUGGAUCAUAUAUAUGCACGCGUCUGCAAAGCUGUGGUACAGGCUACACAUUAAAUGCGGAAACGGGAAACUGUGACGAUGAUGAUGAGUGUACACUGAAUUCACAUAACUGCCCCUCAAACUACGAUUGCCACAACACGAAGGGAUCGUUUCGUUGUCAUCGGAAAACCACCACGAGCUCAACAACGUCAACCACAAUGGCGUCUAUAGUAUCAAAGCCGGCGCCAACGGCAAUUAAUUCUCGAUAUCCUUAUCCUUUAGCCAUACAACUGGAUAAUAUACGCCCCAAACUUGGUCCAAUUGCAACAUCAAGAUCGGACUGUUCCGCUGGGUUUUACAGGAAUAAGCUAGGUGCAUGUGUAGAUACCAAUGAAUGUGUGGAAAUGAAUCCUUGUGGUAACCAUCAACGUUGCAUAAACACAAACGGCCACUUCCGAUGCGAAAGCCUUCUACAGUGCUCACCCGGAUACAAAUCAACAGCAGACGGGAAAUCAUGCAUAGAUAUUGACGAGUGCGAAACUGGAGAACACAAUUGUGGCGAACGGCAAAUCUGUCGUAACCGAAGCGGUGGCUAUAUUUGCUCCUGUCCUUUGGGUCAUGAACUUAAGCGGCUUGUCGACGGGGUCAAUACAUGUGUGGACAUAGAUGAAUGCGCUUUGGAUCAUCGCGUAUGUCCAUCAAAUGCAAAAUGCUUUAAUACCAUAGGCUCUUACUAUUGCGAGUGCAAAGAUGGGUUUCAAAAGAAAGCUGAUAAUAGUAACAAUACACAAUGCUUUGACAUCGAUGAGUGUCGUGAGGUACCAGGUCUUUGCCAACAAAAGUGUAUCAAUUACUGGGGCGGAUAUCGAUGUACAUGCAAUUCCGGAUAUCAACUUGAUCUCGACAACCGCACUUGCAAUGAUAUAAAUGAAUGUGAAGUGCACAAGGACUACAAACUAUGUAUGGGAUUGUGUACCAACACUCCCGGAUCCUACCAAUGCUCCUGCCCACGUGGUUAUACCUUAUCUGCAGAUAUGAAUACUUGCCGUGACAUCGAUGAAUGUGCAACUGAUUCUAAUAAUCAAGUUUGUACAGGGCGGAACGACAUUUGCACUAACACCCGAGGAAGCUACAAAUGUACCACUGUUAAUUGUCCAUAUGGAUAUUCUAUUGAUCCAGAUCAAAAAAACCGAUGCCGACAAAACACAAACUUCUGUGAAGGAGAAGAUUGUUACACCCAACCGUCAGCUUACACAUAUAACUUUAUAACCUUCGUAUCUAAGUUAGUUAUACCUCCGGACGGUCGAACCAUUUUCACAUUGAGAGGUCCACUUUGGUAUGAUAACAUCGAUUUUGAUCUCCGAAUUGUUCGCAUACAAGUUAACAGCAAUAUUCAAGGAGCAACUGAUAAAAAUUUUGACACCUUAAAAAACAACAACCAAGUGAGUGUGUUACUUAAAAAGCCGCUCGACGGGCCACAGGAUAUUGAACUGGAAUUAAGUAUGACCGUAUACACAAACGGAAUGCCUCGUGGAAAAAGUGUGGCAAAAUUAUUCCUCUUUGUAUCCCAGCAUACGUUUUAAAAAUAAAUAAAUAAAUAAAUCAAAUAUGUGAUAUUUUCUAAA
Messenger RNA from Drosophila ficusphila, 2955 nucleotides. RefSeq names its product fibulin-1. The transcript has 13 exons. Bases 139 to 2913 code for a protein of 924 amino acids. Gene Ontology annotation, molecular function: calcium ion binding. NCBI's taxonomy places the organism in Eukaryota, Metazoa, Arthropoda, Insecta, Diptera, Drosophilidae. The record is from RefSeq and is a predicted model, not a curated record.